This is a messenger RNA of Oryza sativa Japonica Group (Japanese rice), 1379 nucleotides long. Its product is annotated as NADP-dependent D-sorbitol-6-phosphate dehydrogenase. Gene Ontology annotation, molecular function: aldose-6-phosphate reductase (NADPH) activity. The record is from RefSeq and is a predicted model, not a curated record. Lineage: Eukaryota; Viridiplantae; Streptophyta; Magnoliopsida; Poales; Poaceae.
CCAUCACAGUGUCUAUCUAUCUUGUGAAGAUGCCAAUCUACUUGGAGACGAGAGGCACAUCGAGAAUCUCACUGGUAGUGCAUCACAUCAGAAGAAGGACGCACUCUUCUUCUUCUUCUCGUCUCCGAUUCCAACGAGGCGGCGGAGCAGAGCAGAGGCGCGGGAUGGCGGCGGCGCAGGGGAGCGGAGUGCCGGCGGCGCUGGCGCUGAGCAGCGGCCACACGAUGCCGUCGGUGGGGUUGGGCGUGUGGCGGAUGGACUCCCCCGCCAUCCGCGACCUCAUCCACUCCGCACUCCGCAUCGGCUACCGCCACUUCGACUGCGCCGCUGAUUACCAAAACGAGGCUGAAGUUGGGGAUGCACUUGCAGAGGCAUUCCAAACUGGACUUGUCAAGAGGGAGGAUCUUUUCAUCACAACCAAGUUGUGGAACUCAGAUCAUGGGCAUGUGGUUGAAGCAUGUAAGGAUAGCUUGAAAAAGUUGCGGCUAGAUUAUCUAGAUCUCUACCUUAUCCACUUCCCAGUAGCUACCCGUCAUACUGGAGUUGGUACGACUGCUAGUGCUCUUGGUGAUGAUGGUGUGCUAGACAUUGAUACCACUAUCUCAUUGGAGACAACAUGGCACGCUAUGGAGGAUCUUGUUUCCAUGGGACUGGUUCGCAGCAUUGGGAUUAGCAACUAUGACAUAUUCCUUACCAGAGAUUGUUUGGCUUAUGCUAAGAUAAAGCCCGCAGUGAAUCAAAUCGAGACACAUCCCUACUUCCAGCGCGACUGUCUUGUCAAGUUCUGCCAGAAGCAUGGGAUCUUAGUCACUGCCCAUACCCCUCUGGGUGGCUCCACUGCCAAUACUGAGUGGUUUGGGUCCGUCUCAUGCCUCGACGACCCUGUCAUCAAGUCUCUGGCUGAGAAAUAUGGCAAGACACCGGCGCAGCUGGUGCUCCGGUGGGGGCUUCAGAGGAACACAGUGGUGAUCCCCAAGACAUCCAAGGAGGAGAGAUUGCAGGAGAACUUUGCGGUCUUCGAUUUCGCCAUCUCCGACGAGGACAUGGAGAAGAUGAGAUCCAUCGACCGGAAGUACCGCACCAACCAGCCUGCCAAGUUCUGGGGAAUCGACCUGUUUGCUUGAUGAAUUAUGAGUCUUUAGCACGAACAAUAAUGGGGGCUUUUCUACUGUCCCUGGGAGCUUCUUGUGCAAUCAUUUUUCUCUGAACUGAAACUUCUUGUGCUGAAGGAUGAAGUUGUUGGGAUCGUGUGAACUUGAAUUGUUAUUCAAAGGGAAAAAAAAAGUGUGAACUUGAAUUGUAUCUAUAUUUCGUGUAUUUGCGCUUCUGCAGCCCGCCUAAUCAAUAAAUUUUUAGCAUCCCUGCUAAGUAUCAUGAAA